Molecule: messenger RNA, 4637 nt
Organism: Polypterus senegalus (gray bichir)
Lineage: Eukaryota; Metazoa; Chordata; Cladistia; Polypteriformes; Polypteridae
Product: crooked neck-like protein 1
Exons: 14
Coding region: 73-1623 (516 amino acids)
Biological process (GO): mRNA splicing, via spliceosome; spliceosomal complex assembly
Cellular component (GO): Prp19 complex; precatalytic spliceosome; U2-type catalytic step 2 spliceosome
Molecular function (GO): protein binding
Source: RefSeq, a predicted model, not a curated record
UCGAAAGCUCGACGUAGUGUGGAAGUCUUGUUAUAGAGUGGCCCACCACUAAUUGUUGAUUGCUGUAGCAUAAUGCACAAAAUGGCUUCGACUGCUGCUGGAAAACAGCGAAUAGGGAAGGCUGCUAAGGUGAUAAACAAAGCAGCUUCAGAAGUUCAAAUAACGGCAGAGCAGCUUCUGAGGGAGGCUAAACACAGAGACCUUGAGCUACUGCCUCCUCCCCAAAAGCGGCAGGAAACUCAAGAAGAAUUGAACAGUUACAAUAGGAGAAAAAGAAAAGAAUUUGAAGAUUAUAUUAGAAAACAUCGUCAAGUUGUUCAUAUUUGGAUUAAGUAUGCCACUUGGGAAGAAAGGUUAAGAGAAAUACAAAGGGCACGUUCAAUUUACGAACGCGCAUUAGAUGUAGAUCACAGAAAUGUAGCUCUUUGGCUCAAGUAUGCAGAGAUGGAAAUGAAGAAUCGACAGGUGAACCAUGCCAGAAAUAUUUGGGACAGAGCUAUUACUAUCCUCCCUCGGGUCAACCAGUUUUGGUACAAGUAUACAUAUAUGGAAGAAAUGUUGGGGAAUGUUGCUGGUUGUCGCCAGGUGUUUGAGCGAUGGAUGGAAUGGCAGCCAGAUGAGCAGGCCUGGCACUCCUACAUUAAUUUUGAAUUAAGAUACAAAGAAGUGGAAAAAGCCCGCAAUAUUUACGAGAGCUUUGUAUUUGUACACCCGGAGGUGAAAAACUGGAUUAAAUAUGCUCGUUUUGAAGAUAAACAUGGAUAUAUUACUCAUGCUAGGAAAGUGUUUGAAAGAGCAGUGGAAUUCUUUGGGGAGGAAUAUAUGGACGAACAACUGUUUGUGGCAUUUGCAAAGUUUGAGGAAAAACAAAAGGAGUCUGAAAGAGUCAGAGUAGUCUACAAAUAUGCUUUGGACAAGAUUCCUAAACAACAAGCUCGGGAGCUCUUCAAGAACUAUACAAUAUUUGAGAAGAAAUUUGGAGGCAGAUGGGGAAUUGAAGAUGUAAUAAUUAGCAAGAGACGCUUUCAGUAUGAAGAGGAGGUUAAGGCAAAUCCUCACAAUUACGAUGCCUGGUUUGAUUACUUGAGACUUGUUGAAAGUGAUACAGAUUCAGACACUGUUCGAGAAGUCUAUGAGAGAGCUAUUGCGAAUGUCCCACCAAUCUCAGAGAAGAGGCAUUGGAAAAGAUACAUUUAUCUGUGGGUUAACUAUGCACUUUAUGAAGAACUAGAAGCCAUGGAUUCAACACGAACAAGACAAGUUUACCGGGCAUGUCUAGAACUAAUUCCACAUAAAAAGUUUACCUUUGCUAAGCUGUGGAUUCUUUAUGCGCAGUUUGAGAUCAGACAGAAAAAUAUUCAGUUUGCCAGACAAGCACUGGGUACAUCAAUAGGCAAAUGCCCAAAAAACAAACUGUUCAAAUGGUACAUACAAUUAGAGCUGCAGCUGAGAGAAUUUGAACGCUGCAGGAAGCUCUAUGUAAAAUACAUUGAAUUUAAUCCUCAAAAAAGUACAACCUGGAUGAAAUUUGCUGAACUGGAGACUAUCUUGGGAGACCUUGGUAGAGCACAUGCCAUAAAUGAACUUGCCAUAAACCAGCCACGUCUUGAUAUGCCAGAGUAAUUCGGCCAGUGGAAGACAGAAAAGAAAAAGAAUAGGAAAGAAGAGUAUUGUGCACUGUUGGUGCUUAAGACUAUGUUGUACUUUUGGGAACGAGGAAGACGUUGCCCACAAGUGAAGAAAACAUAAUAAAAAGGUUCUGCUUAGAUUAGUGUGCCUCCAGUUACUGUCUGUCGGUUUGGGUGGCUGCUACACUCUCUACACUUGUCACAACGAAAGAGGCAUCCCGGCCAGAUAAAGGCCCCAGCCAUGCACGACAAUAUAUACAGUUUAUUAAUCCCCAAGAGGAAAUUUUGUCUUUUGGUGUGUUAACCACUGUGUACUGUAGCACUGGCAUUUCCCACUUUGUUUUAAUUUGGCACACAAGCCUUUUGAAUAGGGGGCAGCUUCCUGACCCACUGAACGUCUGCUAAAAUGUCUCUUUGGAAUGCAGUUUCUGGGUCUCAUCUGAUAAGACUGCUCAGAUAUAUAACAUAUAAACAAAGAAACAUAACUCAAUGACCGGCAACCCUGAUAAACAAAACUUGGCACUAAUAUGAACCAAAAAGCAUGGGUUUUGUGUGAACAAGAAACCAAUAGGAAACAUCCACUCCUUCCUGUAUAACCAAUUGCAUGAGCUAGAUCUUUGUUCUCUUGAUGCCUUCUGUGCUCUCGGCCUGGCUGUCCAUAGCAGGGACACUAGAGUGUGACCCUAACAAGGACUGAAGCAAUCCCUUUCACUCCAGACAGCAUGUAGAACUUGAUACCAAAGUAUGCCCAUUUGGAUGCAAUGUAUUUUAUUCAUGACAGCCUUCCCUUGUAAUCUAUGACAUUUUUGUCAAUAUUUGUAACACGAUCAUGAACAUACACCUUUUAUCUUCACUCUGUACACUUCAGACUUUAAAUAUAACACUAGGUCAUGCCAUUUGCUGAACAAUUCUCAGAUGAUUCUGCUCUUAUGGGGUGUAUGGAUAAAAAGGGAUAGGACAAGGUAUAGGUUCAGGUGGAAAAGUUUGUUUCUUGGUGGAGAAAGAAAGAAUUGUCUGCAUCUUAAAAUCAACAAAACCAAAGAACUCAUUAGACUUUUGCCGCACCAAAGAGCCUCUAUGUCCAGUCAUUAUUCGAGGAGUGGAAGAUGUGGUGGUCCACUCAUGCAGUUACUUGGGGCUUCAUAUUAAUGACAGGAUUGACUGGUCUCCGAGCACUUAAGAACUUGCACUCUGUGUUAAUGCCAUGAAGGUUAAAAUAAGGAAUUCUUCCCCCCCCUCAGUCUUCACUGGCUGACCCCAGGAAACUAACCGGGAAUGCUCACCAAGUCAACAACUCCUUUGUAGCCCUGCAGGUGUGUACAUGGGGGCAUUCACCAGAGGGAUGCUGCUGUCUGUUAUGCUGGGGUAGUAUGUGGCCCUACAAAGCACCUUACUCCAUGCUCCCAUUGUAAUGGACUGCCACCGGGUAAGGUAUCAGAAACCUGUGCCCUUUAUAUAUCAGCCUCGGUUUUAGUCUUAUCUAGAGAGUGGCGCCAAUUUUUACAGCUCUGUUUUCCUCUGCAUUACUCUGGAGAAUUGAGAUUCACAAACCGAUCACAGGGUAAGUGCCCACUGCUUGUCUCACCAACACCUCUUCCAGCAGCAAUCCAAGCCUUUCUUGAAUUGGUCUUUCAUGCAAGUACAUGGUCAAGCCUGACCAUGCUUAGCUUUUGGAGGAUUACCUGUUCUGUACUGCAUGUGGUGUGACUGCUGGAUGAGUUUCUCACAUAAUAGUCACCACCUUUGCUACAUGCCUACACAUACAGUAUAUACACUAAUUCAGUGCUUUCUUGCUCUUAAACAAAUAAAAAUAUCUAUACACAUUUUCUUUAAAUUGAUUUGUUAAUGUACAAAUAAUAAUUAGAUGGAAUUGUCUAACUGUGCGUGGCUGGUAAUGAAGAAAAAGUCUACUCAGAUUCCUCAUUUUCUUGGCCUCUGUCAUUCAGCUGUAUAAAGAGUACUCCAAAAACGCACCACUGAUGCAGCCAAGAGUAUUGGUACCCUUCACUAUUUAAAAAGGAAUCAAAUUUUCCGUGAAAUAAGUUGAAACUGACAAAAGUAAUUGGCAUCCACUUUUCUUUCUUCCUUAUUCUAUGGAGAAGACGCUUUGAUUUUGAUCAGGACUUAACAUAUUUCAAAAAAUUAAUGUAUGGGAAAAAUGUAUUGUGACUCCUAAUCCAAUAUUUUGUAGCGCACACUUUGGAGACAAUAACUGCAAGCAAGUGCUUUCUGUGGCUCAGAAUCAGACUUCUGCACCUCUGAGAUGGCAAUUUGGCCAGUUCUUCUUGAACAAUCUGUUCCAGUUUCCUUGGGUUUGCUGGGUACCUUCUCUUCACAGUUUUGUGGAAGUCCUAUAUAUUGAUUUUGAAUUAGAACAAGAAUAUGAAAAUACCAGGGAACUGUAUAGAAGAUUGCUUCAGCGUACACAACAUGUCAAAGAUGAACUUGAUGAGACUGCAAGUAUGGAAUCCAUAUUAUUGGACCUUCAAAAAAUUAGUUCCUAGCCGUCGUCCAAACAUCAUGUACUUGAGUUAUAUGGGACUGAAAACUUUAUCUCCUAUAGACAAAGCUGAUCUUCAGCUAUGUAAGAGUGCUUGUAUAUAUCGAUCAACCAUCCCAUGUGACCCUGAUGUUUACGAGCUCUGUAAUAACAUGGUGGAAUUGCAAAUGGCUUUCCCGAAAGACACCUAUGAAGCAUUAGAUUUGUAAAUACAAUGGAGAAAUGGUAUAAGAGCGUCCCUCAGAAAUUGCAUUCAGGUUUAACAGAAAUGUAAUUCUGAACUAUCAUGUUUAAUCUCUAAUCCACAUUAAUGCAAAAUGCACAGUACAUGUAAACAUAAUGGCAUGCAAUUUUUCAGAAAUAAAUUGAAUUUGGAUAAGAAUUUUUGCAUGUAGUGAAAUGUGUAAGAGAAAAUGCAUACCACAAACAGUGGUAUGUUCCCCCCUGUUCCCCUAUUGUAUUAUUAUGUAGCCUUUGUCAGAAUGCCUCAGAUAUCACAGACUUACCAC